UGGCCCUCCAGCUCUGAGCGUGGCUACUUUGCUCCGACGGUCGCACGCGACACCAGGGAAUGAAUGGUUGUUUGAGAGCGUGAAAUAUCGCGGCUUGUAAGAAAUACGUCUGCAGUCAUGGGUCGUGCCAGAAAAUCCAGCAAUCUCGGAGAGGAUAUCCGCGGCGAUACGAGUGCGCCUGCGAUCUCGACGAUGAAUGAGACGGCCCCGGCAGAUUUUAACGGAGCUGCUAAGGAUCGAACCUCUGUGGAAAAGACAACCUCCAAGGGACACUCGAAACGCCGCAAGAACCGAUCGGUGCUCCAUCGCUUCAAGGACCAAUGCCUCAAGCACACAUGGCUGCUGCCGCUUCUGAUGCUGGUGGUUCUGCUGUCGGCGUAUGCGGUGAACCCGACGCCUUCGAACCCACUGCACAGUGCCAUCUUCUUGUCGUACCCGCAACCCCCGAAGACCCCCGGCGGCCCUGUCAUGUACGGCAAGGGCCCCAAGGAUAUCACGUUUGUCGCGUUCUACACCAUUGUUCUUUCGUUCACGCGCGAGUUCCUCAUGCAGCGGGUGAUCAAGCCGUGGGCGGUCUACUGCGGGAUCCGGAGCAAGGGCAAGAUGGCAAGGUUUAUGGAGCAGGUCUACACAGCCAUGUACUUCAGCAUCUUCGGCCCGCUUGGCCUGUACGUGAUGAGUCGCACGGAUAUCUGGUACUUCAACACGCGCGCGAUGUUCGAGGGGUUCCCGCACCGCGAGCACGAGGCGGUCUUCAAGGCAUACUACUUGCUGCAGGCCAGUUACUGGGCCCAGCAGGCGAUUGUCCUAAUUCUGCUGCUGGAGAAGCCCCGUAAGGACUUCAAAGAGCUAGUCGGGCACCACAUCAUCACGCUCGCCCUGAUCGCGCUCAGCUAUCGCUUCCACUUCACGUACAUGGGGAUCGCGGUCUAUAUCACCCACGACAUCUCGGAUUUCUUCCUUGCGACCUCCAAGACCCUCAACUACCUCGACUCCAUCAUCACCGCGCCGUACUUUGGCAUGUUUGUCUGCGCGUGGAUCUACCUGCGCCACUUCCUCAACCUGAAGAUCCUGUGGGCUGUGCUGACCGAGUUCCGGACGGUGGGACCCUUCGAGUUGAACUGGGAGACGCAGCAGUACAAAUGCUGGAUCAGUCAGAUCAUCACCUUUGCCCUACUGGCCAGCUUGCAGGCCGUCAACCUCUUCUGGCUCUUCCUGAUCCUGCGCAUUCUCAAGACCUACGUCUUCUCCAACAUCCGGAAGGACACGAGAAGUGACGACGAAGACGAGGACGAAGAAGAAGAGGACGAAGAGGACGAAGAAGAAGGGCAGCAGGAAUCUGCCCAAGAGAACAACCGUGCCUCGCUGGCCACAGGCGCAGAAACCCGGUCCUCGGCCACGAAGCGCGAGACCGGCAAGGAAAACCAGGCGCCGCAGGUGCUCGUCAAUGGCGAGCCGGUAACCUACCAGGCCCCGAUGACACGCAGCAAAAAGCAGCUGUAAUGUUGCCAUGAAACUUAUGCGCAGGGUGGACCUGGACCUGGACCUGGACUAGCUAUGGGGGAAAGCUUAAGAGUCUGAGCCCUUCACCGUGACCAUAUUUAUACGGUAGUUUCCCCUCCUUUUGUUUUCUCUCUUUUCGCAGAGGAUGCCUUACGAACUUUCUAAGAUCAUACUUGAAGAGAAAAAGGUCCCUUCUCAAAACUGUAUCUAACGUUGAUCAUGUGGGAAGGUUUUCGAGGGACAAUUUGCCCCCCUCUCCCCGUUCUUCUUUUCCUUUCUUCUUCUAAUG
Molecule: messenger RNA, 1792 nt
Organism: Penicilliopsis zonata CBS 506.65
Lineage: Eukaryota; Fungi; Ascomycota; Eurotiomycetes; Eurotiales; Aspergillaceae
Exons: 3
Coding region: 118-1503 (461 amino acids)
Biological process (GO): ceramide biosynthetic process
Cellular component (GO): membrane
Molecular function (GO): sphingosine N-acyltransferase activity
Source: RefSeq, a predicted model, not a curated record